AUGGAAAUCGAUGAAACUCAACAUGUUGGCGAAAACGGCGAUAUUUUCAUUCACCGUUUAAAAGUACUAACUGACGAAGAAAAACAACGUUUGGAAGCACAGAACACUAGGAUUAUACCAGAAGCCAAAGCUGCACGUUUAGAAAAAGAAGCAAAACGUCAUUGGGACAUAUUUUACAAGAGAAAUGAAACCAAAUUCUUCAAGGACCGGCAUUGGACCACACGUGAGUUUCAAGAGCUUAUAAACUUCGAGCCGGAUGAUAAGAUCACGUUUCUAGAACUAGGAUGUGGCGUGGGCAAUAUGAUAUUCCCGCUAGUCGAGGAAGGUUUCUCCAAUUUCCAUUUCUAUGCGUGUGACUUUUCACCACGUGCAGUGGAGUUUGUAAAGGCCAACAAAUUGUUUGACGAGAGCCGCAUGAAAGCUUUUUGCGCUGAUCUUACCACUGAUGAUUUAUUUGAGAAUGUAGAAGAAGGCUGUGUGGAUAUAGCUAGUCUGAUAUUCGUAUUAUCUGCAAUCCACCCGGACUCGUGGUCGCAAGUAGCCAAGGUCGCGUACCGGGCGCUUCGUCCCGGGGGCGUAUUGUUGUUUCGCGACUAUGGCCGAUAUGAUAUGGCGCAGCUACGAUUUAAGCCUGGACACAAGAUCGCUGAUAAUUUCUACAUGAGGCAAGAUGGGACCAGAAGUUACUACUUCACGGAGGAAGAGCUGCAGAAGGUUUUCGCUGAUGCUGGGUUUGAGAUCCUCAUGAACACUUAUGUACAACGCCGGACUGUCAACUUCAAAGAGGGAAUUGAUGUACCUCGCAUUUUUGUCCAGGGAAAAUAUAGAAAGCCCGCUAAAGGUUGA
Messenger RNA from Spodoptera littoralis (African cotton leafworm), 846 nucleotides. The record is from the annotation of a GenBank genome assembly. NCBI's taxonomy places the organism in Eukaryota, Metazoa, Arthropoda, Insecta, Lepidoptera, Noctuidae.